Molecule: messenger RNA, 666 nt
Organism: Lithohypha guttulata
Lineage: Eukaryota; Fungi; Ascomycota; Eurotiomycetes; Chaetothyriales; Trichomeriaceae
Exons: 1
Coding region: 1-666 (221 amino acids)
Source: RefSeq, a predicted model, not a curated record
AUGUCGAAUGGUCCAGCGAGCUGCAUCGAUGUUGCGGCCGACCAUCGGCUUCUAGCUCUUCUCGAACAUGGCCGGCGGAAGCUCUCGUUUCCGUAUAUCAAUCCGGCUGUGUUCGCAACGCCACCGGAAGUGGUUCAGGCAGGCGACAAUCUUGGUGGUGUGGAGGUCGAGGACAUGGAAAAGCUGGAGAAAAGAAGAGUCCCUGACGCUCGCAAUGGUCGGACCAAGUCCAGUACGCCUGUUGCAGUCUCAGGUCCGACCACAGUACAAGAAGAAAGCGAUUAUCAUCAGGAUAACAGCCAGCUUGUGACAGUAGACGAUAUAGGGAUGGCCGAGUCACACUCGGCCCACGACUGCUUGUCUGGUGGUCACAAAGCGGCCGGAAUCUUUUACGCAAAGAAGUCGGUUCAACAAAAGACAGCGCAGCAAGUGGUGUCAGUUACAGUCAAUGUGCCGCCCGUACCUGACUGGUGGUACACUGAUGGCGUACCAUGUGUGGAUGUGCUUUCGGAUGACGUUGAUCGAGCUACUGUCCAGGAAGUCUUAGAGAGCCGAGUGGAACCGGAAAAGUCUAGACGAGGCAGACCUCGCGGGUCUCGCAACCGUAGAACCCUGCUCAGAGAGCGACGUCGAACUCAGAGGAGGGAAGCUCAAUCCUCGUCGUAA